CCCGCUGUCGUGCCAGGUGACUCGGUGCCCGCUGUCGAGCUUGGUGACCCGGUGCCCGCUGUUCUUCCCGAUGACUCGGUGCCCGCUGUCGUGCCAGAUGACUCGGUGCCCGCUGUCGAGCUUGGUGACUCGGUGCCCGCUGUCGGGCUUGGUGACUCGGUGCCCGCUGUCCUGCCAGAUGACUCAGUGCCCGCUGUCAUGCCAGAUGACUCGGUGCCCGCUGUCGUGCCAGAUGACUCGGUGCCAGCUGUCGGGCUUGGUGACUCAGUGCCCGCUGUCGUGCCAUUUGACUCGUGCCUGCUGUCGA
Molecule: messenger RNA, 307 nt
Organism: Staurois parvus
Lineage: Eukaryota; Metazoa; Chordata; Amphibia; Anura; Ranidae
Source: the annotation of a GenBank genome assembly